Panicum virgatum (switchgrass) is the source of this 1765-nucleotide messenger RNA. RefSeq lists its product as uncharacterized. The coding region runs from base 591 to 1622 and encodes 343 amino acids. The record is from RefSeq and is a predicted model, not a curated record. The transcript is spliced from 3 exons. Lineage: Eukaryota; Viridiplantae; Streptophyta; Magnoliopsida; Poales; Poaceae.
GUCAGUCACGCAGGCCACUAUGCUUCCAAAUCGCUCCCCAAACUCCGAUUUCUUCUCCCCACCUACCUCAACAUCUCCUGCAAUUCUUCUACUUCUACAGUCAGUUCCACCACCUCCCCCAUCCAGGAGCAGAUCGAUCCGAGCAGCCAUGGCGACGCUCACGCUGGGGGUGCUGCUCAAGCUCCUGCAGUCCAUGCACACCGACGACCGCAUCGUCGGCGACCACCACUCCCCGGUGCUCCAGGUCACCGCCGUCAUCCCGGCCCUCAUCGCCUCCACCUCCGACUCCCUCCUCCUCCCCUCUAAUGGCUUCCUCCUCAACCUCUCCGACGGCCUCCACUCCACCUACGUCUAGCUCCCGCCCGCCGACGCCCUCCUCCUCGCCGUGCGCCCGCACCUCGUCGGCCACCUCGUCCACCUCGACCGCCUCCGCUUUGCGCGCCCCGUGCCCCGUGCCCUAGGCGUCCGCCUCGUCCCCUCCUCCCGCGCCCUCUCCUGUGCUUCCACCCCGGAGCCGCUCGUUGUCGGCCCCGCCGCCUGCGCCCGCGUGUACGUCAUCCAGCCCGCCACCUCGCCCUCUGCCGCCGCUCAUGCCGUCCUCUGGUUCUGAAACCAGUGAUGCUGUCAAAAGGACGGUCCUUGGGCCCAAGAACGCCGCCGUCAAGCCCGCGCCGCCGCCGCCCGGCUCGAUCGUCAAGCGUCGCUUCUCGUCCCUGGCGCCGUCCAAGCAUCGAGAUCUGUCGCUCUCCAUGAAAUCCGCUUCUGCCUCAUGGGGGCCAUCUCCAUCGGCGAAGGGCGCGUCCUGGGCGUCCUCGCCCGCGGGGAGGGGCACGCCCAGGGCCACGUCGCCGGCGCCCUCCAAGUGCGUCGUGCCUAGCCUCUUUGUGGCCAAGAAGGAGAACCGCAGGGCGGCCAGGGAGCCGGCGAUUGUCGUCCCAUCAAGGUACCGCCAGCCUUCACCGGCGGGAGGGAGAGGGGGAGCAGUGUCUCCGUCCGUUGGUGGGAGGCGGGCAUCCUUGUCCCCUAGUUCGCGGCGGCUGUCCGGGGAAGGGACUGGCAAGAAGAAGGUUGGGGUCCUGGUGGCUGGGAUCUCCAAGAUGACAGAUUUGGGAAAUGGGUCGGCCGUGAAGCCAGGAAGGAAGAGCUGGGACGAUCCAACAACGCUGCAGGAAGCAAUAUCAAGACGAUUAAGUGAUGCUACAACAGAACAAUCCAGUAAUGAUGAUUCAGCAAAAGUCCAGCCUAAGGUCUCACCGAGCUCUCCAGCAAGCUCCACAUGGAACAACACUGAGAGCAUGUAUCAGACAGUUGAGCUUGAAAAGGCCUUGUGGUGCGAGAUGCAUAUGUGGUUCCUGAAUUUUGUGAAUGAGGCACUGGAUGUGGGCUUCCACUUGUUUGAAGACCAGAAUGUGGCAAGUAAGGGAAAGCACAGCAGCCACAUAACAGUGGUUCUUUCACAAUUCAAGAAGAUCAGUGACUGGUUGGAUGGAGUUAGGAAGAUUGCUGAGGAGGAGAAAACAAAGGAGAAGAUUGAGUGCUUGAAGCGCAAGAUUUAUGGGUUUGUCAUUAGCCACAUGGGGUCUGCAUUUGAGAGCUCUGUCUCAGUUUCAUCUAGGAGUUGAGGGAUACUUCAUGCUCUGAAGCUGACUUCGAUUGCCAUUUUUUUUCUGUGGAGUAAGGAUAUCCAAUUCAACAGUGAAGUGGUGUGGGCUACAAUUGUAGUAGUGGUGUGUCUUUUUUUUAAUAUAAUUUAUGACUUAAGGUC